GUCCUGUAGUAGAAUGACAAAGGCCCUGUGCGCCUGCUAAUUUUGGAAAAGUGACACAUACAUCUAUGCAUGGGGUAACACUGACUCUAACAAAUAACCUGCUGUUAGUAUAUCGGCCGGAUGAAAAUCAGUAUGUGAUUAGACACGGUGCUCAAUAUGUGAUUUGACAAGGUUCCUUCGACAUGCCAUUACUUGUUCCGAUCCCAACCACGAAAAAAAACUUGAUUUUGACCAGUGGCCCCGCCCGGCAUCUGACUCUUCGCAAGGCUCUCACGGUUUCGGCUAGCUUUAUCGGCGUGCAACUGGUUCUCGAUGCUCUUGAGUACUGGUUGCUCAUCUACGCUCAAGAAAGAUACCGGAGGCGCUAUCCGAAUCUGAAGAAUACGAAAUGAGAACCAAGUUUGCUUCUAUCAGCCUGCUGCACCAUUGGAUCUGCAAUAGAUAAACCCGUGACCACUAUUUCGACAAGGGGUAUGCGAAGCAGAUUCAGUACAGCGGGUGUUAGCUCGGUGGCGGCGAAAGGGUGCAGUCGGUCUUGGAACUUGUAGCGACUCGUUGUCUGGUUACCGACUUCAUUCAAGGAAUCGCGCAGCGAGUUGUAUUUUUCAGCCAGGACCAACGGGAAGACUGUUGAUUUACCUUCGUGGCGGCCGCGCCGGAUGUGAGAUCGAAACAGCGACCGCGCAGAGACGCAGCAGAUCAAAAUAAUUGAUUUCUAACACAUUUCAUUAGAAGUGUACUGCCAGUUUUACGAAGCGUGCGCGAACACGACGUAUUACUGUGGGAGUUUGACAACAGAACGCUCAAAGUGUUUAGAAAGCUACGAGAGGAUACCUGGUUUCGCGUAACAGGAAUAGGAAUGCGAAGACGAACUCUUACUUACUUAGGCGGCUCUGCAUGCCACGCAUUGCGCUGUGAUGAGGAACUAGCUGCAGCAUAACCCCAAAAACAGUACAUUUUCUAGCAGUAAGAGGACGCGGCACCUAGAAUUUACGAGCACUGGAGUUUCCUGCACCUCAGGCGCACGGGGGGGAACGAAAAUUAUAGUUGUUGGCGGAGAUUUUUGAGUGCAGGAAGAGACCUUGAUGGGAGAACAAGUGGUCGUGCCACUGAUAGAGAGCGUGUUGGCCUCAGCGCUUAUGAGUAAGUACGCGACGGCCUCAGCGGCGCUAGUCGCAGUAGUCGCAAUUGCACUUGGUGCUUUGUGGCUUCUUCUAUCCGAGGGAGAUGACGAUGUCGUUGGCAGUUUUGUGCAACACCUCGAUCCAAAAUACUUCGUGGCGCCACAUAUACGGGACUCGAAGUCCAGAGAAAACGCUGACGCGGUGGACCUGUCUGUUGUGAUACCAGCAUUUAAUGAGAAGGUAUUACGUACAUUGAUUUAUAUUUAAGUAAAUUCAUGACUUCGCUUAUGAGGAACAGGAAGUAUGCAAAUGUAACGGCUAGUUGUAGUAGAAGGUAGGAAGUCCUCCUAAGUUUCUGGAUGCAGCUUGGUCGGCUUGUAUGAUAUUGUAGAUUUUAAGCAUACUAGCACAGUCGAAUAGUGUAAGAGCUGAAAAAGAUCGAUAAAAUCGUGGAUUUUUUUGACAUUUCGGUCUUACCAACUUUAACAAUAGGAGCGAAUAUCAAUUAUGCUUGAUGAGGCGCUGGGUUUUCUAAAGAAGCAGAAGGGGAGCUAUGAAGUCAUCUUGGUAGAUGAUGGUAGCGGAGAUACCACGGCGAAACUCGUGCUGGACAAAUAUGCAGACGAGAAAGUGAACGUUGUACGCCUCAAGAAGAACAUGGGCAAAGGCUUUGCCGUCAAGGUAAUAUAUUUAUAAUGUACGACUCGUAUGUUGUAUGUCGUCAUGCUCCUCCUUCGAGACACUUGUGUAUACCAAGCAGCUUCUUGGGACUAGUACAGUUACGUCCGAAAAUGUUCUUUCAGACUCAUUCUGGUGAAAAACACAAGAUCUAUGCAGCAAGCUCAAGUGCAUUCUUCAGGUAGGGAUGCUGUCUGCGGUAGGGAAGAGGCGGCUCAUGGUUGAUGCUGAUGGCGCAACAAAAUUCUCAGACUUGGCAGGACUUCAAGAAAAGAUCGAUAGCAACAAGUACCAAAUCGCGUUCGGGUCACGGCAUCAUCUGUCCAGCGAUGCCUCUGUGAAGCGGGCAUGGUAUUCGCGCUAUUAUUUUUCCAAGCUGCUGUAUUGUUCUUGGCGGUCUUUAGUGAAGACGACGAGGCCCGCGUGUUUCGAUAGCAGUGCGCAGCAAUGUGCAAGCUGCGCAAAUCCUGGGCAUUUUUGCGGGAAAGCCUGAGCGGAAGUAGCUGCUGCCGCCGGGGUUCUAUGAAUGCGAUAGGCCGGGGGUUCGUGCGGAGAAUUUCGGUUGCUGCGCUCGGAAAAAGGGCCGCAGGCUUGGGACCCAAAGGACGCCGUGGAGUGACGUGGCCGAUCGGGGGCCGUGCGUGGCGGGGGUGGCGUCAAUGGGUGGACCUGCUCGCGUCUUCGCGUUUGGUUCCCGAAGGAGCGCCAGCCGAUGCGCUCGCGCGGUAAGCGUGUCGCGCUGGUACCGACAGCCGAAGACAGCCGACGCGCAGCGCAACACGCAACGACAGCCGAAGGCAGUGGCCGAGAACCCACCCGACCGGAGGGAGCGCGAACGGCUGAGGGACAACCGCGGGCAGCGAUGGGCUUCGGCGUGGUGCCGUGUCUUCGCACGUGCGCCACACGAAGCAGAACAGAGUCGCGCCGCCGUCUAGAUGGCUAAGCAGGUCACAGCAGCAGCGGCACACAUUCGCCGGACAUACUGCCGGUGGACUGGAGCGCGCCGCACUUCUGAGGGAAAGCAACACCCCCCCAGGGGCGGCCGGUAGUCUAGUGGUGGCGCUAGCGCGUAGCAACGUGCUGGGCACGUACGUGCCCGGGCGGUUCUGCAGGAGUAGAGGCAGCUCUUUGCAGACGCGGGAGGCCUUGCGGCCGGACGGUGAUGGGCCAGCGACCUAGACCAGGCAGACGAGGGACGGAGCAAAAGCGGCGGGCGGCUGCGUGCGGUGAAGAGAUUGGCGCAGCCUGGGCCCUCUUUGCCAGCAUUUUCGAGGCUGCUGCCCUCUUGUCUUGUCUGAGUGCAAGCAAGACACUGAGACAAGCGCCGCCGCCGAAGCCUACACUUGCAGGGCGGGGGCUGACUGCAGUCGCUGUGGGUGUCGCUCGUGGUCGUGUUUUUCGCCUGGAGUGUUGUGGCGCCCCCCCUCUAAUUUCGUUGGCUUCAGCGGUAAAGGCCUAGUACAUUGAUUGGUCGCCUGGGCUGGAAGGCUCGGCCGGCGCAGCGGGCGCCGCCGGUUUUGCGGGGCCGUGGGUUUGUUCUCAAGGCCAAGAGCAAUACGGCCCACGGGGCCCGAGCUUUGGCGCGGGGGGCGUUGUUGGCGGAAAGAACAACGGCCCAGCCAAGUGGAAGACGCUCGCACGACGGCGCCCGCAGUGCGAGCGUGCGUAGCUGCUGGCCAUGCAGUAGCCAGGGAGGGCGGCGCCGCGCACUGCCUCCACCCGUGGCGCCUCAGGCGGACGCGGGCCCGCCUCUCUUUGGUUUUCUUGGUAUGCGUUGCUGUUCUUGUUGGCGUUUUGCUGGGUGGUCCAUGGAGGGCGGGAAGCUGCCGCGCUGGCGUUGUUAAGUCGUGGCAUCUUGAAAGUGGCGUGCCGCGCUUAGCGGCAGCGAAGCUCCUCUUUGGCGUCGGUGCUACCCUGCGUGCGGCCCUUUCGGAUGCGGUUUUGGAGGUCUGUGGCCGCUCUCGUGCAUGCCAUUCUAUAUCUUUAUUAUUUUCAGCCUCUGGCUCUGUCUACUGAUCGUGUUUACUUUUCGUUUAGUGUGCUAAAGUCUCGCGGUUGAUUACUGUAAAUCCUGGCCAGGUACCGAAAUGUCUUCAUGUGGGGCCUGCAUUUGCUUGUGCGGAUAUUGAUAACGAGCAAUGGGCAGCCAAUACAAGACACACAGUGUGGCUUCAAGCUUUUCACAGAGGAUGCAGCCGAGAAAUUAUUUGGAAGUCUCCACAUCAGAAGAUGGGCUUUCGACCUUGAGCUUGUGGUAUUUGGGUGGUAGAGGUUUUUGUAAUGUGCUCCCGUAUUUAAAAGUAGCAUUCUUCAUUCAACAAUUGAUCGCUGAAAUAUGUUGAUAGAUAUGCACAAGGAGUUUUUUUUGCAAUCGUAGCAAUCACUAGUUCCAAAAAACUUAAGAACCUAAAAUGAUCUGCUAGGUCCUAGCGCAGCGAUACUCGCUCUCAAUAGCAGAGGUACCGGUGAACUGGCAUGAAGUCGCUGGUUCAAAGCUGAGCCUGAUUCCGGCUACGCUCUCGAUGCUCAAAGAUAUGGUUCGUAUUCGUCUUAGUUAUCUCACUGGGGUAUGGACAACGGCGAGUAUCAAGGGAUGAAUCACGAAAGAUUUUGGCACUUUUGAAAACCCCCUUCCAUCAGGACAGAACAAACUCUACUCCCCUCAAGAGUGAAUUGCUUUUUAUCCCGAAUUGAAAUCGCAACCUACAGCAAUUAAGAGCAUGCGAUUUUUUCAUCGACUUCAAUAAUUAAAGAUCAAGCUGCAAAUACAAAAGCAAAGUAAAAACAAAGAGUUUGCAAGGCCGCGACCAAAUUCUGGUGAAAUUCAAAUAGUGUUUGGUUGUAC
Messenger RNA from Amoebophrya sp. A25, 4647 nucleotides. The record is from the annotation of a GenBank genome assembly. NCBI's taxonomy places the organism in Eukaryota, Dinophyceae, Syndiniales, Amoebophryaceae.